AUGCCUACACAAGAAAACAAUGUCCCAGGAGGUCCGAUUGGGUCCGAUCUUAAUUCUCAACCCGGCUUGGAUACCAAGAAGGUCGAAGGUUCCCCUACUGUCCGGUUCGCGUCCGUAGACCAGGAAAUUGAACCCCAAAACGUCGAAACUCUCGACUCCAACCAACGUGCUCAAUUUAUAUCCGGCAACGACCAAGAGCAGUUCAAGGAGCUAUCGAAAACACUACAAUCCACACAUCUGCAAAAACACCGCAUGGGCCACUACGAUUUUGAACCUGUGUCUCUUCCAGUCUCAAGGGUUGUGUCAAACGAUGACAGUUCUCGCGAGGCAAGUCGACAAAGCACAUAUACCUCAUCAGUACGCCCCUCACCCCACGAAAGUCGGCCAACUUCGAUGCACUCACCACCUAUCACCCCGGCGGCAACUAGAUCGCGAGAUGCUGUAGAAGCAACUGUAAAGGAGGGCGCGCCUCUUCAAAAAGUGAAAUCCAACGAAGAUCCCACUGUUGUAACCCCGCAACUAUCACCUCCCGGAACCUCCGGAACCUCCCCCUCUACAUCGAACGUUGAUGAUUCGAGACCUGGGUCAUCUGGUACUGGUAGUCAACCAACCACAGCGGAUGCCGCUCCUGCCCCAAAACACCACAGCACUUUCUCCAUUGGACCCAGCACCACCGCAUCUGCUCCAAUUUCGCGAGAAUCGAGUCCAAGCCGAGCUUCCACACAUACUUAUAGUAGACCCUUUACACCCGCGGGAGAUCCAAAUGAUCCCUAUGCUUCGUCAAAACGACAACCUCAGUCGAGAAAUCUGGAUGCAAUCGAUUCCAGGUUCAAAUUUACUGCCUUGAAUUCGAAGCACCGAGCAAAGGCAAGCUCUUCUUCGGUGUCCCUUCCUCGAUCUUCACGAAGCCAAGUUGAUAUGAAGGGUGGAGACAAGAGACACUCUCAACUUCUUGGGGGAGUGAAGGAUCAUCUUUCCCAUGUACACGACGAAAGCUCAGCGACAAUAGCAGGAAAGCAAGGGUCGAUGUCAGAGCUCAAGCGAUUCCUAAAAAUUGGGAGUCACAGUAAAUCAAAACGGAACGCUUCACCAAGUACAUCAACCAGAUCAGGGACUAAGACCCCACCUCAUCAUAGAAUACCUCAGCAGUUACCGUUUGACGACAAUCAUGGAUUGACCUCGAAGUACGGAAAGUUCGGAAAGGUUUUGGGAGCGGGAGCGGGAGGUUCGGUUCGAUUGAUGAAGAGGAGUAGUGAUGGAACCACUUUUGCUGUGAAGGAGUUCAGAGCCAAACAUUCGUAUGAAUCCGAAAAAGAAUAUGCCAAGAAAGUUACCGCGGAGUUUUGCGUGGGUUCGACAUUACAUCAUGGCAACAUUAUUGAAACUCUGGAUAUCAUACAUGAAAAGGGAAAAUGGUAUGAAGUCAUGGAAUACGCACCAUUCGAUCUUUUCGCCAUAGUCAUGACUGGGAAGAUGUCAAAGGCUGAGGUCAGCUGCUCAUUCUUGCAGAUCUUGAGUGGUGUCUCGUACUUGCACAGUAUGGGUCUGGCGCAUCGAGAUCUAAAGCUCGAUAACGUGGUAGUGAACGAGCACGGGAUUAUGAAGAUUAUCGAUUUUGGAAGUGCGAGCGUUUUCAAGUAUCCAUUUGAAAGCAAUAUCACGCUAUCUUCUGGUAUUGUUGGGUCAGAUCCAUAUCUCGCACCUGAAGUGUACGACGAGAGAAAAUAUGAUCCCCAGCCUGCAGAUAUCUGGUCCCUUGCCAUCAUCUUCUGUUGCAUGUCUCUUCGCCGCUUUCCCUGGAAAAUGCCUCGCCUGACAGACAAUUCCUACAAACUCUUCGCCUCUGUUCCAACCCCCGGAACAGAUAUGCGCAGACUAUCCGAUACCCCAGCACCUUCUAAACCAACUAAGGAUCUCGAAACUUCCGCAAAAGACACUAACCCCGCCUCCACUCCAUCUACCAAAGCAAACGGCAACGGCAACGGCGCCGCACCCGCAAUAGUAGAGAAGAAGCCAGAAGUCAUCAAAGGCCCGUGGCGGCUCUUGCGCUUGUUGCCGAGAGAAAGCAGACACAUAAUAUCUCGCAUGCUGGAAAUCGAUCCCAGAAAGCGCACCCCUCUUGAAGAAGUCCUCGCCGACCCAUGGGUCUCGGGCACAGUCAUCUGUAGGCAAGAAGAAGGAGGUACGGUUUUCAAAGCGGAAGGCCAUACGCAUACACUUGAACCGCCUUCUGCUCCUACAGCGCCGACUAAAUAG
Molecule: messenger RNA, 2256 nt
Organism: Lachnellula hyalina
Lineage: Eukaryota; Fungi; Ascomycota; Leotiomycetes; Helotiales; Lachnaceae
Gene: oca2
Product: Serine/threonine-protein kinase
Exons: 4
Coding region: 1-2256 (751 amino acids)
Biological process (GO): intracellular signal transduction; protein phosphorylation
Molecular function (GO): protein serine/threonine kinase activity; ATP binding
Source: RefSeq, a predicted model, not a curated record